Molecule: messenger RNA, 1800 nt
Organism: Drosophila innubila
Lineage: Eukaryota; Metazoa; Arthropoda; Insecta; Diptera; Drosophilidae
Gene: slbo
Product: CCAAT/enhancer-binding protein
Exons: 1
Coding region: 268-1626 (452 amino acids)
Biological process (GO): regulation of transcription by RNA polymerase II; DNA-templated transcription
Molecular function (GO): RNA polymerase II cis-regulatory region sequence-specific DNA binding; DNA-binding transcription factor activity, RNA polymerase II-specific
Source: RefSeq, a predicted model, not a curated record
UAAAAAAUGUAAAGCAAAACAAUUGUACACAAAAAUUUUAAAAAUUGUUGCAAACAUUUCCAAAGAACAGUUUACCUCAAGAAGCGCAAAGAAGAGCCCUGAAAAUGCUUUAGUGGCUGCAAAAAGAGAAUAUAAAAAUAUAAAAACAAAUUUUUAAGAAUAUUAAGAAUUACCAACCCCAACCCACAACGCGAACUCAAUUGAAAGUUAAAAUAAAGCAAAAAAAUAGAAGGCAUCAAAAUUUUACCCUCAUUCGCCCAACUCAAAAUGCUGAACAUGGAAUCGCCUCAGAUGUACGCGGAUGCGGUGCAGACGCUGGCGCAGCUGGACCUCAAGAAGCAACCGCAGCCGUUGCCGCAACAGGCAACAAUUGGCCAGAUUACGCUGACGGCGAUGUCCACUGCACAGCAGCAACAGCAGCAGCAGCAGCAGCAGCAACAACAGCAGCAGCAGCAACAACAGCAGCAGCAACAGCAGCAGCAACAGGUGACAACUGAUGCGAAUAACAAUGCAACAGUUCAGGAUGCAGCAUUGUUGGUUAAGCAACAUGCCAUGCAGCAAAUGCAGCUCAACAACAACAACAGCAACAAUUUGCUGCAGAAACAAAUGUUGCAACAAUAUAGCACACAAACGGACUUGGAUGAACUGACCACACAGGAGAUAACACUCGACUUGCAACAUCUGAUAGACGAUCAGUUCAGGGAUACAGAAACCUUGGGCAUAUUCAGUGAUAUGGUAACCAGUCCCGGUGGACUCUCAGCCACAUUGCCACCCAGUGGCAUGGUGAGUGCAGCGGCCAAAGUGUUGCAGCAGCAGCAGCAAUCACUGGCCAAUGCACGCCAGCAACAACACUCAUACGGACGUGCGGCAUUGGCUUACAUGCCACAAGCCGUACACUCGAAUGCCACAUACAACAAUCACUCGAGUGAUGAGAACAGCUCCGUGGGCAGCGACUCCAGCAGCACCAUCAAGGAGGAGCCCAUCGAUCCGGAUUAUCGCAGGCAUCUGCAGGAGUCGGUGAGCAGCCAGGCGGCAGCAGCGUUCAUCAACAACAGCAAUGGGCUGUACAAUGCCUAUCAGAGCAACAACUUGAGCAACAACAGCAGCAACAACAGCAGCAGCAACAACAGCAACAGCAACAAUGCCAACAACAACAACAAUAACAACUCAACAAACACCACACAAUUCACCAAUCUGACAACAGCCAAUGUCCUGGCCCAUCACAAUCUGCCACAUUUAACGGCGAACGCACAGCAAUUGCUGAAGCAUCACAGCAAGCUGCAACAGUCACAGCAACAGCAACAGCAGCAGCACGCACACCAGCAACAUCGCAAGCACAGCAACAAGCAUGUGGACAAGGGCACCGAGGAAUACCGAAGGCGACGCGAGCGUAACAAUAUUGCGGUACGCAAGAGUCGCGAGAAGGCAAAAGUGCGCUCCAAGGAGGUGGAGGAGCGCGUCAAGUCGCUGCUGAAAGAGAAGGACGCGCUGCUGCGUCAGCUGAGCGAGAUGACCAAUGAGCUUUCGCUGCAUAAGCAAAUCUAUAUGCAGCUCAUGAAUCACACGAAUCCCGAAGUGAGUCGUGUCUGUCGGAGCUUUCUCAACACCAACGAGCAUGCGCUGUAGCUGUGAUUCCGAAGCCGACUGAAAGAGAGUGCAAGAGAGUAUAAGAGAGCGCGAGUGUGUAUAAGUGUGUGUGUGUGUGUGUGCGUAUGUGCGUAUGUGUGUGACUGAUUCUAUUUAAAAAGCUAAGCUUCAGGAUGCAAAGCAAAAUGAUUCGAAUCGCAUGAAUCAAACUAA